Messenger RNA from Pipistrellus nathusii (Nathusius's pipistrelle), 5307 nucleotides. The record is from the annotation of a GenBank genome assembly. Lineage: Eukaryota; Metazoa; Chordata; Mammalia; Chiroptera; Vespertilionidae.
AUGGUGACGCGGGUGGAGGUGGGCUCCAUCACGACCCUGCCUGGAGUGCCAAGCCUCGGUGACAUCGCCAAGGAGACCCUGACGCGGACCUGCUUCCGCCAGGCGGGCGACACGUCCGCGGCCCCCUCGGCGAGCCCCCUCCGGAGCCACACACGCUUGUUCCCCUUUGGGACCGCACUCGCCGCCCCCAAGCCCUUCUCCAGGGAGAAGGCCCCGGCCGGGAAGUCCCCGGGGCCCGGCCCCGCCAGGCCCUCUCCCUCCGGGGGAUCCCCCCAGGCGGCCGCGGCGGCCAGGGCCCCGGGCGAGAAGAUGCCCGGCCUGGGGGGGCAGGAGGCAGGCGACGGGGGCCCCCGGAGAGGCUCGUCCAUGUACCCCAAGGCCCCGUGCCUUCGGCCCAGCACCCUGAUCCUCUUUGAAACCACCAAAGCCGGCCCUGCCCUGGGGAAGGGGCUCAGGGAGGGGGCCGGCGUGUCUCAGGACUCCCCCUCGGGCCCGAGGCCUGAAGUGGCCGCCAAGCCCGCCCUGCCUGCCCGGAGGCCCGGGGGGACCCAGGACAGCAGGCCGGCCGCCCCCGGAGAGGACGCAGGCCCCGGUGAGCCCCCGUCCAAGGCCAGCGGCGGGGAGGGCGCGGGCAGCCCCGCCGCGCUGGAGCCCCGGCCUCUCCCCAAGAGAAGGCCCGUGUCAGCUAUUUUCACCGACGCCAUCCACCCUCAGCGGCUGGGCCCCGGCGGGGCGGCCGCGGGGGGGAAAGCGCCCCCCGCCCCGCCCGAGAAGACGUGGGUGAAGAGGCCCCGACCCGUGUCCAUGGACCUCACGGCCGAGAGCAGAGAGGCCCUGCUGAGGAAGGCCGCGGGCGAGGCCGCCGCAGGCCCCCCCGGCCAGCGCCGGGGGCCCGAGAGGCCCCCCCCGAGGUCCCCCGUGGACGGGGAGAGCCUGGUCAAAGCAGAGGCGCCCCCCGCUGACGCAGACUCCGACUUCCUGGAGGUGACCCAGAAGAUCCACGCACGGAGGGAGAAGUGGCUCUCCAAGCAGGCGGAGCUGGGCGGCCUCAGAACCGCGGGGGGCUCAGCCAGGGUCCCCCCCACCGACGGCCGGAAGCCCGAGGGAGAGAGAGCCAGGCUGGAGGCAGAGCCAGAGAAGGCUCCCGAGUCCCCUUCGCCCAGGCCGGGCGGCGGAGGCCGAGAAGCGGCGGAGGGCAGGAGCGCGGCGUCCGACGGGGAGGCCCGGGCCCCGGGGGAGUGGGUCUCCAGGGGCAGCGUCAAGAAGCGCCGCAGCCUGUUCGAGGAGGAGGGCGCCGCCUCGGCCUUGGCAGCGGGGUCUGAGCCCCCCCCACCGGCCGCCCCCGAGCCCCCCUCGGCUGCUCCGGAGCCCGAGAAAGCGGGGCUGAGCGUCCGGGAUCGGAUCCGAGGCUGGACCGCCGAGAGCUCCCAGGUCAAGCCGGAGGUCAGGAGGAGGGCGUUCCAGGCUCGGCCACAGUCGGUGGAUUUGACCAAACUGUUUUCGAGUUCAGCUUCAAGCAGCGAUGUCAAGUAUGAGAGGUGCCCGGAGCCCAGUGGCGAGCUUGCCAAGGAGCCGAGAGAAAAGCAAAAGGAAGGGCCUGGCGUGGACGGAACACCUGCUCCCAGGAGCCCCUGGAAGCCUGGGCCGCCCCGGGAGAAGGCCAGGCCGGCCCCGCGGAAGGACAGCGCUAACCAGGUCCCCGGCAGCUGUCGCGGGGCAGGCUCGGCGGGGGCCCCGAGCUCCCCGGACAGCACCCCGGAAGACGAGGGGACCUUCCAGACCGUGAGGGCCACCGUGUUUGAGCAUCACGUGGAGAGACACACGGUGGCCGACCAGUCGGGACGCUGUCUCUCGGCCACACCCCCCGGCGCCGUGACCCACGUCUCGGAGCCCCGGUCCAGGCCCGAGAGAGGCCUGUGGCUGGGGAAGGACCUCCCGGAAAAGACGAUCCUCAGGAAAGAGAACUGGAGGUGGUCGGAGAUCCCCGACCCCGAGAGAGCGGGACGGACCCCCCUCGUGAACGGGGACCCCAGACAGCAUCACACGCCUCUCCGGGAGCGGUCCCCCGUGGGCGAGAGACGCAGCAGUCACCCCGUCCUGAAGGGCCCGGAGCACCCGCCCAGGUCGCAGAGGGUGGAGCCCAAGGUCGACGUGAUGCACACCGUGGGGGAGCGAGCACACAGCGAGGCCGUCCCCGCGGCGCCCGAGGAGAAGGCCGUGGAGCUCCGGAGCGGCGGCGGCGGCGGCGGCAGGGCCCGGCCAUCGCUGAAGGGGCGGCAGCCGCCCCCCGACGUCGCCCCUGCCGCCGACCCGGAGCGCAGGCCGCACCGCCCGGCCGGCUCCGUCCAAAGGGCCAGUCUGAUCUGGGAAGCCCGAGGGACUCAGGAGGUCAGCGGGCCCACCCCUGGCCCCCGAGAGCCACAGGGCACGUCGGGGGGCGGCAGCCUGUCGCCCACGCGGAGAGGGGGGGCGGCCAGGAACUGGCACAGAGCCACCCUGGUGGUCAGCGAUGACAGCGGCUCGGCAGCCAGCCCCGAGGCCGCCGCCAGCAGCCAGGCCCAGCGCCAGGGGCCCGAAGGGGCCAGGAACAAGCCCGGAGUCUGUGCCUCGGGGGGAGAAAGGGCGGCCCCCCGCGGCUGCCCCCCUCCCGACGCCCCCUCCAGAGCCACGGACGAGCCCUCCGUCCUCCUCCGGGCGCGGCCACCCCCGCAGGGGCUCCUGCAGAAAGGGGCUCCGGCCCCCGAGCCUGAAGUCCGGAUGCGGAGGGGCAACCCCGGGGACCAGAGGUUCGAGAAGUGGAGGCGGCGGACGUUGCCCCACGACGUGAAGUUUGAGGAGUUCAGCUUCCCGCCUGCGGAGGGGGAGCAGCCACGCCCCGACCAUCCGAGCCCCAGCGCAGGCGGGAGGAGGCCUCAGCCACCCCUCAGCAGGGUGGAGGCCCCGGAGGGGGACCCGGCUCUCCCGGCCGUGAGGCCAGGGCCGUCCGGGGAGCCCAGGGCCACCUUUUUCGCAGUGACCUACCAGAUUCCCGAUGCUCAGAAAGCAAAGGGUGUUGUUAAGCCCGGGCCCGGAACCCUGACGGACCAUUCUAGAAAAACAGCUCCGCCUCCCUCGCCUCAUCCUUUAACGCCCACCUUGGUCUCCCCCAAGCCCGAGGAGCCGCUGGAGACCGCGGGCAGUAAGAGCCGGGCGCAGGCCAGAGAGCCUGACGGCGCCAGCCUUUCCAACGCUCUGAAGCCAGCCGAUGUCUGGUCGCCUCCCGGGGACAGGAUUCUGGAUCUUUCCACCGAAAGGAUCUUCGACGCAGACGCCGCCGGAUGGGUCCAUCGGCGACCGGAAGGCCGCGCUGGGUUUCAGAACGACUGGAGGGAAGGUGGGGGCAAGACGCCCCCCGGCGGCGCUCCCCAAACCAUCCCUGCUUUCCCGAAAGCCGGGGACCCCCCCGUGAGGAGGAGGAGGGAGAGGGUGAGCGAGACGUCCCCGGACAGAGUCACCCGUGGCUACAGGUCCAGCGUCCUCGACAUCGACGCCCUGAUGGCCGAGUACAAGAAGCCGGAGGCCCCGGAGCGGACGGAGGGGCCGCCCGCAGAGCCCGGCUGGGCCCAGGAGCGGCCAGGCCAGCGAGGCGGGGCGGACCGGAGGCGGCGGAGCCUCAAGGAGGGGCCCGAAGAUGAGGGUCCCCGGAGACAAGCCAGCUUUGCUGAAACAAACCACGGUCCUAGUCCAGCCUCCAGCAAGCAGCUUGCCGAGACCCCGGGGGCCGCCACGAGCCCCAAACUCGGCUCUCCUCUGUGGGCUCUGCCGCCCGGGGCUCCCGAGAAACAGCCAGCGGCCUCCCCGGGCCCCGGGGGUCCCGGGAAGAGGAUCUCGGGAACCGCAGAGGACGAAGCCAAGGCCUUUGCUAGUAAACAUCACGGCGCGAAGCGUCAGGAUCACCCAGCCGCCCGGGAGGACCCCAGCGGCCAAGCCAGGGUGUUGCCCAGAUCCUCCCCAGCGGACAAGGAGAGAGGGGCCCCGAGGAAAUCCACCGGGUGGGGAGAGGAGGGCCGUGUGGCCCCGGGGGGUGACCCCCCGCCGUACGGCAGGUCACCGAUGGACGUCAAAAGGGCCUCUUCGGAGAAGGGUGCCCCUGCCAAAGUCCGAGAGGGCCUGUCCAUCCUGCAGGAAGCCAGAGAGAGGCGGCGAGAGCAGCCCGGAGGGAGGCCCAGCCUCCCCGGGGAGAGCUCGGAGGCCAAGGAGACCAAGACGGGGCCCUGUCGGCGGGACUCGGGGGCCCGAGACAGCCCGAAGGUGACGCCACGAGACCUGGGGAGGGAGGAUGCCCUCCAGGACAGCGAUCCGCCUCUCCAGCAGGUGUCCCCCGUGGCCCUGGGCCCCCGGAGGAGCCACAGCUUCUGCAAGGACAGGAGGAGCGGGGCCUUCGUGGAUCAGCUGAAACAGUGCUUCUCCCGGCGGCCCCCCGAGGCCAAGGACACCGACACCCUCGUGCAGGAAGCCGACAGCCAGUAUGGGACGUGGAGGGACCAGCCCCCGAGCGGGGAGAGCGUGGGCCCUGAGUCUCCGUCCCCAGACAGCAGUGCCGCGUCGGCCUGGAAGCAGCCCUCCAGCAGCCGCUUGUCCUCCCUGUCCUCCCCGACGGAGGCCACCUCGGCCGGGGACCAGCACGACUGCCCCAGGGACCAGCGGAGCGCCAGCGUGGACCGCUCCAGCACCGACCUGGAGUCCACGGAGGGGACGGAGGGGCCGCCCCCGCCAGACGCCUGCUCCACAAAGAAAGUAGAUGACUUCUCCUUCAUCAAUCAAACCUCAGUCCUCGACUCCAGUGCCCUCAAGACCCGGGUGCAGCUCAGCAAGAAGAGCCGCCGCCGGGCCCCCAUCUCCCACUCCCUCCGGCGCAGCCGAGUCAGCGAGUCGGAGAGCAGGUCUCCGCUGGAGGAGGAGGAUGACACCAUGUGGAUGUUCAAGGACUCGACAGAAGAGAAAUCCCCCAGGAGAGAAGAGUCCGAUGAGGAGGAGAAGCGGUCCGAGAGGUUGCCCGGCAGCCAUCCCCAGAGGAUGCCCGUGUUUCCGGGCAUCGACCCGGCCAUGCUCAAGGCGCAGCUGCACAAGAGGCCGGAGGCGGACAGUCCCAGCGAGACCCCCGGCUGGGCCCCCCAGCCCAAGACCCCCAAGUCCCCCUUCCAGCUGGGCAGCCGUGUGCUGCCCACCAGCGUUGAGAAGGAUGAGAGAUCAGGAGAGACCUCACCCCAGUGGCUAAAGGAUCUGAAGUCUAAGAAGAGGCAAAGCCUUUAUGAGAAUCAAGCUUGA